Messenger RNA from Eremothecium gossypii ATCC 10895, 255 nucleotides. RefSeq names its product mitochondrial 54S ribosomal protein uL30m (gene MRPL33). Gene Ontology annotation, cellular component: mitochondrion; large ribosomal subunit. Gene Ontology annotation, molecular function: structural constituent of ribosome. Gene Ontology annotation, biological process: translation. Lineage: Eukaryota; Fungi; Ascomycota; Saccharomycetes; Saccharomycetales; Saccharomycetaceae. The transcript has a single exon. Bases 1 to 255 code for a protein of 84 amino acids. The record is from RefSeq and is marked provisional.
AUGGUAUUCUACAAGAUUACCUUAGCCAGGUCGACUAUAGGUCUGCCCGACAAGGUCAAGGGUGUGGUGCAUAGUUUGGGGCUAGGCAAGAGGGGCACUACCGUCUACAGAAAGGUAUCGCCAGGCAGCGCAGGGUCCAUUGCGAAGAUCAAGGAGCUGGUGAAGGUGGAAGUGACCGAGCAUGCGCUUACAAAGGAGGAGCAGCGGAUGCUACGCAAGUCCAACCCGGGGUUCACCGUGGAAAAGCGUGUAUGA